CCGAUUUCGCGGCUGCCCUUUCCGCAGUCUUGAAGGCGUUUAUCGGGCAAGACCCGUCUUAGAAAUCCUAAGGAGAUCACGGCCGCGAGACUGUCGUCUGCGAACUAGUUCUACUGACAUCAUGACUACCUACACCGACAAGGGAGCCAAGCCCGAUGGAGGACGAUUCCUGGCAUUCGACCAUCUCACCUUCUGGGUUGGCAACGCCAAACAGGUGGCCUCGUUCUACUGUUCGAAAAUGGGCUUCGAGUAUCUCUGCUACAAGGGGCUCGAGACGGGAUCCCGCCAGGUGGCAGCUCACGUCGUCAGACAGAACAAGAUCAUCUUUGUGUUUGCCAAUGCGCUUAACCCUGACGACGAAGUGAUGGGCCCUCACCUGGUGAAGCACGGAGACGGCGUCAAAGACAUUGCAUUCAGCGUCGAAGAUCUCGACUCUAUCGUCAAGCGUGCAAAAGAGAGGGGCGCCACCAUCGUCCGGGACAUCUGGGAAGAGACUGACGCUUGUGGUACCGUCCGAUUCGCCACAGUGCAGACGUGCGGCGACACGACGCACACGUUCGUCGAACGCGGCGACUACAACGGCCUUUUCUUGCCGGGCUUCAAGAAACAUCCUUCCAAGGACAGGAGCUACGAGAAGCUGCCCAACACCGGCCUUAACUUCGUCGACCACUGCGUCCUCAACCAGCCGGAUCUAGAGAUGGUUCCUGCAGCCAACUGGUACGAAAAGAGCCUCAUGUUCCACCGUUUCUGGUCUGUGGACGACAAGCAGAUCCACACGCAGUAUUCUGCGCUCAGAUCCAUCGUCGUGACCAAUUACGAAGAAACCAUCAAGAUGCCCAUCAAUGAGCCUGCAAGCGGAAAGAGAAAGUCACAGAUCCAAGAAUACGUGGACUACUACGGUGGUCCAGGAGUACAACACAUUGCUCUCAAUUCCAGCGACAUCAUCGCCUCUAUAACCGCAUUGAGGGAAAGAGGCAUGGAAUUCCUGGACACUCCAGACACCUACUAUACUCAGCUGCGAGAAAGGCUGAAGACAGCAAAAAUUACAGUCACGGAGGACCUCAACACGCUCCAGAAACUGAAGAUCCUCAUCGACUACGAUGACGACGGUUACCUGCUGCAGAUCUUCACCAAGAACAUGCAAGAUCGUCCAACUUUGUUCCUCGAAGUGAUUCAGAGACAUAACCACCAGGGCUUCGGUGCUGGCAACUUCAAGGCUCUCUUUGAAGCCAUCGAAAUGGAACAGGAAGCGAGGGGCAACCUCUACUAAAAUCGAAGAAUUCCCGUCUACGUGCUCGACCAACAUAUAAUACUCAACCACACUACGUCACAACCUGAUGUGCAAAUAAAUACUGCAGCAGCUA
Ornithodoros turicata is the source of this 1364-nucleotide messenger RNA. Its product is annotated as 4-hydroxyphenylpyruvate dioxygenase-like. Gene Ontology annotation, biological process: L-tyrosine catabolic process. The coding region runs from base 122 to 1270 and encodes 382 amino acids. Lineage: Eukaryota; Metazoa; Arthropoda; Arachnida; Ixodida; Argasidae. Gene Ontology annotation, cellular component: endoplasmic reticulum membrane; Golgi membrane. The record is from RefSeq and is a predicted model, not a curated record. Gene Ontology annotation, molecular function: 4-hydroxyphenylpyruvate dioxygenase activity. The transcript has 13 exons.